Molecule: messenger RNA, 1113 nt
Organism: Rhizoctonia solani
Lineage: Eukaryota; Fungi; Basidiomycota; Agaricomycetes; Cantharellales; Ceratobasidiaceae
Exons: 12
Coding region: 1-1113 (370 amino acids)
Source: RefSeq, a predicted model, not a curated record
AUGACAACGUAUACGCUCUCUCGCACCUCGCCCAAAAACACAACCCUAAUUGAUCCUGGGGGAACGGUGGCAUACGAGAUAUCCUCCACAUAUCAUCUGGGAGGAUCUCAGACCACAAUCAAGAAAGCAGACCAGACUUUGGCAACUAUUCACUGGAAAGUGUUUCAGAGAAGCACCAUUACAUGGAAUGGCAAAACCACAACGAUUAGCGAGAUAUUUCCCAGAUCCCGUACUCUUUCAACAUCAAGAGUCUAUACUACACCAAGUGGCGAACAAUUCAAGUGGAAGGAUCGUGCAAAGCUCUAUUGUGUUUCCGUUGACACUGGGUUGAACCUUGCGAUGUACGAGCGAACGCUAUUCUAUCUUUUCCGGAGCAAAAAGUCGACAUUGGAUAUUUCAUCCAGCGGAGCUCACCUUACUGACGCUCUUGUGGUUACGUGGGCUAUUGCUGAGAAAAAGGCGAGAGACAGGAGGCGUUCUCGUCGACAUGGUGGUGGUGGUGGUGGCGGAGGCGGGGAUGCACUCGACACGUGGGAAAUCGUAUAUAUACUUGCAUUGAAUCUCCGCAAUCCUCCAUCAUCUCCCAAGAAAAUGACUACAUACGUCCUUUCAAGGACUUCUCCCAAGAACACGACGCUGAUUGAUCCAGAAGGUUCAACAUUUUAUGAGGUUACGUCAAAAUACCACCUUGGGGGAUCGGAUACCACUAUUAAGCGGGGAGAUCAGGUACUAGCAACAAUACAUUGGAAAGUUUUUAAAAGGAGCACCAUAACAUGGGAUGGUGAAACCAUGUUUAUUAAAGAAAUAUUCCCUAGAACUGGAAGAUUCUCAACGUCACGGAUUCAUACCGCACAGACUGGCGAGAAACUGAAAUGGAAAGAUAAGGGAAAACUAUACUGUGUUUCAGCUGACAGUGGGCUUAAUUUGGCGGUGUAUGACCGAACGCAUUUACACCACUUUCGGAGCAAAAAGUCAACACUGGAGAUCACAGCCAGUGGCUCUCACCUUGCAGAUGCCCUCAUAAUCACUUGGGCAAUCGCUGAAAAUAAGGCAAGGCAUAGGAGACGCUCCCGUCGUAAUGGUGGUGGAGGAGGUGGUGACGGGGGUGGCUGA